AAAAAAAAAAACUAUUCUUGAUAGGUACGUGUAUAUGUUUGUAGUUAAGAGGAUUUGUCAUUGUCCCCUCAUGACCCAAGGUCGCCGUAAUAUAGAAAGAGGGAUGUUUUCUACCCAAAAACCUGGUGGUUUCGUAUCAACGUGCGAUUUUUGGCAGUAAUUGUUACUACCACCAUCACCCAGGUGGACUAUCAAGCAAUGGGGGUGAUAUGGCCAUAUUUCAUCAUCUUGAUGCUGCUUCUAAAAAUUCACUGGUGUUGGUCGCUUAAUAUUGAAGGAUUGGCUUUGUUACAAUUCCGGGCGAGAGUAGACAGUGAUCCUUUUGGGGCCUUUGCAAAUUGGAACCCUGGUGACAAUGACCCAUGCAUGUGGUCAGGUGUUCACUGUGAGGAUGGUAAAGUAAAAAUGCUAGAUCUCGAAGGGCUUUCUUUGGGAGGAACUCUGGCGCCUGAGCUUGGGACUCUUAGUCACUUAAGAUCUCUCAUCCUUUACAAGAACCACUUCUCAAGUGUAAUUCCUAAAGAGAUUGGAGGGCUUACAAUGUUGGAGCUAUUGGACUUGAGGGAUAAUAACUUAAGUGGAACAAUACCAACAGAAAUAGGCGAGAUGUUGUCACUAAAGCGUUUGCUUCUUUGUGGUAAUAACUUCCAAGGCAGCAUUCCUCCUGAAGUGGGGAAGCUCAAGUUUCUCUCUGAACUUCAAUCUGAUCAAAACCUCUCAUCUGGUGUGCCAGCUGGAAGUCCCUGGCUGAGUAGAAUAUUUGGACAUUGCAUUUGGCAGAGCAGUUUGAAACAACUGAAAAAGGCAAAUUCUUUCAUGAUCUCACUCAAAACGAGGCUUUCACUUUAUCUUCUAGCAAUCCCACGUUUCAAGUCUGGAGAAAGUACUUCACAUGAAUAUGUAGAGAAAUGUUGUGAAAAUCUACCAAGUUUGUCAGAACCAUUUUUUGGACAAAAUGCUCAAGAUAUUGUUAGUUUUGUACGUCGUAGAAUGCUUGAAGAAUCCAGUAACCUCCCAGCUGCUCCUGUAAGCGGUGUUGUCCCCCCUGAAGAGAUGGUUACAAUUCCAACUACUCGAAGCAGUGGGGCUUUCCCUGCAGUACCUAAUGGAAAGAAGAAACAAUCUCCUACAAUUGUAUCUUCUUCCUCUAUUAAUAAUCCCCAAUCUCCUCAUUCUGACUCUCAAUCUUCCCAAUCUCCUAAAAAUCCAUCUGGCCAUCCAACAGUAGCUAAUAGUUUCUUCGGAGCCAAAUGGAAAUAUGUUCUUUUGGUUCUAGGUGGAGUGUUCCUUGUUGCUGUUUUAGCAGCUGUACUUUGUGCAUGUCGAAGACGAGGAGUGACAACCAUUGGUCCUUGGAAGUCAGGACUUAGUGGUCAGUUACAGAAGGCAUUUAUUACAGGGGUGCCAAAAUUGAACCACUCUGAGCUAGAAACUGCCUGUGAGGAUUUCAGCAACAUAAUUGACACGUUUGCAGAUUGCACUGUGUUCAAGGGAACACUGUCAAGUGGAGUUGAGAUUGCAGUUGCAUCAACUAUGAUUUCUUCGUACAACGACUGGACAAAAUCAUGUGAGAUUGCGUUCAGGAAGAAGAUUGAUACACUGUCACGUGUGAACCACAAGAACUUUGUUAAUCUUCUUGGUUAUUGUGAGGAAGAUGUACCUUUCCUUAGGAUGAUGGUGUUUGAGUAUGCUCCCAAUGGAACAUUAUUUGAGCAUCUUCAUGUUAAAGAAGUUGAGCAUCUUGACUGGAAUGCUAGGAUGAGGAUAAUCAUGGGAACAGCUUAUUGCCUUCAGUACAUGCAUAAUGAGCUGAACCCACCAGUAACACAUACGAAUCUGCAGUCUUCUGCUAUCUUUUUAAUGGACGAUUAUGCUGCUAAGAUUGGGGAGCUCAGUUUCUGGUCAGAUUUAUAUAAAUCAAAGAGUUCGGGUGGAGAUGAAUCGGAACAUUCUGAACUUCCAUACCUUAUUGAGCCUGAAACAAAUGUGUAUAGUUUUGGAAUACUGUUGCUGGAAAUCAUUUCUGGGAAGCUUCCUUGUUCUGAAGAAGGUUCCCUUGUUAAUUGGGCUGCUGAAUACUUGAAUGACAAGAGGAGCAUCAGCUACAUGAUUGAUCCCACACUCAAGUCCUUCAAGAACAAUGAGCUCGAUGUUAUUUGCGAGGUGAUCCAGGAGUGCAUCCAUCAGGAUCCAAGGCAGAGACCAACAAUAAGAGAGAUCACAUCCAAACUGAGGGAAGUGAUUGGUAUCUCGCCUGAGGCAGCGACCCCAAGACUAUCUCCGCUCUGGUGGGCGGAGCUUGAGAUUCUUUCUGUAGAAGCUACUUAAGUUUAUCUGGCUUCUUCCUUUACAUUGUAAGUCAAGUUUCUCUCUCUCUCUCUCUAGCUCUUAUGUGCCAAAAAGAAGAGUUGUAUAAUCCAUAUUUUUAUUCGCUCACCCAUACCCUAUCUUAUGUAUUCAAAUUUGUUCCCUACCAUUUUUCUGUCUUUCUACCCUGUUGUGAUGAUUCAUUUAUAUUUUAUUUAUUCCUAUUUUUUCCUUACCACCACAAUAAAAGUGUGUCUGAGGUUUCACACGCUGAUAACUUGGCUCUUAACUCAUAUCCGAUGUGUACGUGACUCUUAGAUGAGAGAUUGGCUGUAAACAACCACAAAAAUGUGUUGAGACCUCAGUCUUUCUGCAGUCAUUACUUUUAACUUGUAAAAUUCUUAUAUAGGCUCUUGGGAAUUGUAAAUUCUAUCUGACCCUCUGAAAUUUUGCUUACAUUGAAAUUUUCCCUCUUGUCA
This is a messenger RNA of Telopea speciosissima, 2786 nucleotides long. RefSeq names its product protein MALE DISCOVERER 2-like. The coding region runs from base 199 to 2328 and encodes 709 amino acids. Gene Ontology annotation, biological process: protein phosphorylation. Lineage: Eukaryota; Viridiplantae; Streptophyta; Magnoliopsida; Proteales; Proteaceae. Gene Ontology annotation, molecular function: protein kinase activity; protein binding; ATP binding. The transcript has 13 exons. The record is from RefSeq and is a predicted model, not a curated record.